Messenger RNA from Fusarium oxysporum Fo47, 3322 nucleotides. RefSeq lists its product as uncharacterized. Bases 1 to 3054 code for a protein of 1017 amino acids. NCBI's taxonomy places the organism in Eukaryota, Fungi, Ascomycota, Sordariomycetes, Hypocreales, Nectriaceae. The transcript has 6 exons. Gene Ontology annotation, molecular function: phosphopantetheine binding. The record is from RefSeq and is a predicted model, not a curated record.
AUGGGUUCAAUCUCCCAUUUGCCCGCCUACGGCUAUAGGCUGCUUCCCGUUGUAAUCGACGAGAUAGCACGGGACGGACCUGAUCGCGUGCUUUUCUACACUCCCCGCAACGGUCAACCUUCGCAAGGAUAUGAUGAAGUCAACACCAAGAUCUUUGCCAACUCCAUUAACCGGCUUUGCGGGUGGCUCGACUCCCAACUUGGAUCGCCAGCGGGGCCCAGGACAAUUGCGUACAUUGGUCAAAAUGACCUGAGAUACUUCAUCAUGAUGAUUGCUUCCACAAAGCUGGGACAUAGAUCUGGCUGUGAGUUCUGGAUCGCCUCAUCUGGCUUGGAUCACCAUGAAUUCCUGCAAGACCUCCAGAUUCCAAGUGUUGAAGCCCCUGAAUUACCCCAGCUCCUAGAUCCAACACCCGUCAAGCCCUAUGUCUACCAGAAAUCCUGGAAUGAAGGAAAGUCGGACGUGCUGGCACUGCUUCACACCUCCGGCUCUACUGGCCUGCCUAAACUGGUGCCAGUGUAUCUCGAGACUGCUGCUACUGUUGAUGGCUUCCACUUGAUGGAGCCUACGAAUGGGAAGAGGCCGACUGGUGUUGAAUGGACUGGCACGAGACAGUUGUGCGCUAUGCCCCUCUUCCACGUUGCUGGAAUCUGCCUUGGUCUGUACUCAGCCGUCUUCUUCAACUGGACCGUUGUUCUCCCGUCUGUAGGACCGAUCAUGCAGCACGUUAUAGAAGACGCGCUUGACCACAUCUCACUCGACUCAGCGUUUAUCUCACCUAGUGUCCUACAGGAUAUCUCCAAGUCACCCCGCGUGCUCGAGAAGCUCUCCAAGCUCAAGUUCAUCACAUCAGCUGGAGGACCUAUUCCUCAGUCCGUUGGCGACUUGAUCCACCCGCGUGUACCCAUCAUGCAAACCAUGGGCAUGACAGAGGGCCAGUGGCUUGCAUCUGUCGUCACGCACCCAGAUGAGUGGGCUUAUUACUACUUCCAUCCAAGAACAGGUGUCGAGAUGCGUCCUUACUCCAAAGACCUGUCUGAGCUGGUAUUUGUCCAGAACCCCAAGCUUUCAGCUACUCAACCUGUUUUCAAGACGUUUCCUGAGCUUGAUAUCUGGGAGACGAAGGACUUGUACUCACGACAUCCAAAGCAUCCUAAUCUCUGGAAGUACGAGAUGCGACGUGAUGAUCUGAUCAUCCUCUCCAACGGAGAGAAAUUCAACCCCCUUGCUGCUGAAGGAAAGCUUAUCAGCCACCCAUGGAUUGCUGCCGCUUACCUCACUGGCCGUGGCCGUUUCCAGACAGCUGCCCUCCUAUACCCGGACGAGAACAGCCUCGACAAGUCAGACGACAUCAUCACCGACAACGUCUGGCCAACGUUUGAAGAAGUUAACAAGUCUCUUCCAGCGUUCGCUCAGAUCCACCGUGAUUUUGUCAAGAUCGUUCGAACUCCGUUUCCUCGUACUCCAAAGGGAACUCUCGCUCGCAAUGAGACAGAAAAAGCAUUCACUGUCGACAUCAGCGCAAUCUACGACAGGUCUACUCAUGGUAAGCCUUCUGUUCACAUCAACGGAACAACGGAAGAUAUAGUCCGUUCUGGCAUUCGAGAGGCAAUUGAGACCGUGUCCGGUUUGGUUGACCUCAAGGACGAUGACAACAUCUUCACCAGAGGUUUCGACUCACUUCAUGUCAUCCGACUAGCCGGACUUCUCAGUUCUGCCUUCGAUCAGCCACUUGAAGUAGAGGCGGGUACUAUCUAUACCAACCCAACCAUCUCUCAGCUCGCCCAUACGGUUUGGUCUCAUCUUGAACAUGGCCCUCAGGACAAGGUUCAUCACAGCGAAGUUACUCGGGAGAUGCUUGCCAAGUACGCUCAGGCUUUCGAACCACCUCGCGAGGCGAAGGAGCAUAUUGUUCUCACCGGCACAACUGGAGAGAUUGGUUCGUAUCUGCUUGAUGUUCUUUGUAACAACGACAAGGUUGCCAAGGUUUGGUGCUUGAACCGCAGCGCCGACGCCUUCCAACGUCAAACAGACUCGGCCAAGUCCAAGGGCCUUUCAUCAAACUGGCAAAGCAAGACCAAGUUCGUUCGUUACGACGUGGCCUCAGAUAACCUUGGGUUGAGUGAGGCUGAUCUUGAAGAGAUCAAGAAUGAAGCCACUGCUAUCAUACAUAACGCUUGGGAGGUCAACUUCAACCUUCCUCUCUCUUCCUUCGAGCCCCAGUUCAUCGGUCUCAAGAGUCUGGUCGAUGUCUGCCGAGAGGCUCGUCACAAGAUCCGCUUCUUCUUCGUGUCGUCUAUCAGCGCUGCUAUGCACUGGCCGUCUGACCUCUUAGGCCCUGUACCAGAAGCAAGCAUUCCCCGAUUCGAUGCACCGAUCAACGGCUAUGGUUCAUCUAAGCUUGUAGCUGAGCAUCUCCUCAGCAAGGCCGCGCGAUCUGGUGUAUUGAGCCUCUCUGUUCUACGAGUUGGCCAAGUCGCUGGUCCGGUUAAGACUCUUGGCGAAGGUAGUAUUUGGACUCGACGAGAUUGGGUUCCAGCUAUCAUCGAUGCUUCAGCGCAUCUGCGAGCUCUGCCACUAGAUCUUGGUUCUGCCAGCAUUUUGGACUGGAUCCCCAUUGAUCUCCUAACCGAAGUCAUUGGACAACUCGUCGUCCCCGUGAACUCAGUCGUAGGACAGGAAAAUUACUACAAUCUACUUAACCCCCGAACACCCAGCUGGAUAGACAGCUUGCCUGGUCUCAAAGCUCGUCUCGAGGCUUCUUUUUCAGAGACGUUUGAGAUCAUUCCGCUAAAAGAAUGGAUCGGCCGUUUGCGAGGUGCUGAGAAGACCAUCGUGAAGGAGGUCAGUGAAGGAUCAUCCGAGACUGCGAGGAGGGCUCAAAGUGGUCUCAAGUUGUUGGCCUUCUUUGAGAUGCUGGCCUCUGGAAAAGAGGGAUCUCGGGGUCUUGAAUGGGCCAAGGCAAACACGUUGGCACAGAGUUCUUUCUUGGCCUGCAUGGAGCCUGUAUCAUCAGCUUGGUUUGACACUUGGUUGAAACAAUGGGGAUAUUGAGUUUAGCUUUAUGUCAGUCAUUUAGAUGAAUAAAUUGUUCCUUAUCAAUAUGUCAUUUAUUAAAUCUUUUGAUGGCACGUUGAGAAAUAUUAAUAUUACGUGUCUGCCUACUUGUGAAUAAUAUCUAUCUAUCUUGAAUCAACGACAUCUACAAUGACAUAAUACUAUUACAAAAGAAAGAUACGAAAACACUGUCAGACAGUAUCAUGAUCGACAUGUCAGCACUUGGCCAUUCUCGUUCGGGACCCGUCGCCGCGAUCCUUCAAAC